This is a messenger RNA of Oldenlandia corymbosa var. corymbosa, 878 nucleotides long. The record is from the annotation of a GenBank genome assembly. Lineage: Eukaryota; Viridiplantae; Streptophyta; Magnoliopsida; Gentianales; Rubiaceae.
GGAGAGAGUUGAUAUCAAUAUAUAAGUAUCUGGGCUACUCCUCUCAUUGCCAACUGGUUUUGAGGUGGAACCCCAUGGACUUCUAUAUGGUAUCGAGCCUCUUUCUGGGGCCGUCAUAUUUUUUUUAGGGUUUUCUUUCCUUCUCUUUUCUCUGCCGCUGCCGCAUCUUCGAUCUCCUUUGCUGCCAGGUUUUCUUUGGCGAUCGUACUUCUUGCGCGGCUGCUGCUGCAAGUUCUUUCGGCAACUUCAAUUUUGUUCGUUGUUCGUUUGCUGCUUCCGCCGACUCUGCUGCUGCAACUUCCUGGUUUGUUUGCUGCCGCUGUUCACUGCCGCAGCUUCUCAUCGUUGUUGCUGUUGCUGGUUCGUUGUUGGUUGUUGUUGCUGCUUUUACCGGUCAAACAACGCAACCUCUCUUGACAUCCCAUCUUUCUCCCUGUAGCCGUAUUGUUGCUGCUGCACCUCCCUCUGAUCCGUUGCUGUUGCACCUUCUUCUUCUUCUUCCAUGGCAAACGGCGAAGGUGAUGAUGUGACUAAUGAUCCGAAGACUCCAACUUCGUCCCGCAUCACUGCUGCUCUUUCUGAUGCGUCCUCUCCUGCUCCACGCCAUCCAGCCUUCUCACUCAAAUACAUCAAGAAUCACGUCUACGAGAUUCUUGAUUUUUCCAACUACUUAAUUUGGCGAGAACUUUUCAUUCCGGUUCUUAAAGCGCAUCAAGUUUUUGGCUUUGUUGAUGGUACAACUCCUUGUCCUCCACUUGGUGAUCCUGACUAUGCUCAAUGGGUUCAGAUUGAUUGUCUCAUCCUCUCUUGGAUUCAAGCCACUCUCUCUCGUGAGAUUCUGCGUAAUAUUAUCCCUCCGGGAUGAGGCGCAUUCCAGG